Patella vulgata (common limpet) is the source of this 4466-nucleotide messenger RNA. RefSeq lists its product as uncharacterized. The transcript has 6 exons. NCBI's taxonomy places the organism in Eukaryota, Metazoa, Mollusca, Gastropoda, Patellidae. Bases 583 to 4005 code for a protein of 1140 amino acids. The record is from RefSeq and is a predicted model, not a curated record.
UUGACGAGAGAUUUAUCAGAUUCAUAACCUUGCAAAUGUGAUUCACACUUUUUAGUCUUAAAAAAACCAAAAAAGGAACCCCUCGAAACUGACAAAAUCAAUUGAAAGUAUGUGAGACCAUAAUUUGUUAAUGAAAAAAAUGAAAUAAAAUUCAUAGCAUUGGAGAAUCUGACGGACGCAACUCCCGUUUUUAUGCCUCCAUGGUAAAGUGCAGUUGCUAUCGUCACUUCGUUUCCGUCAGCUUCAAUGACGAUAGAAACAUCUUGACUAGGCAUCGUAAUUCACUUCAUAUUUCACUUGUAAACAGUUAUUGUAAUAAAAUAUAGAUUACUGUUGGAAAGUAAUGUGUUCUGUGUCGAUUCCUGUCGUAAAUCAGAAAUUAACUUGACAUGACCUAGUUCUAUCGUUAUUCUGUCAGAUCGCCAACACUAACGGUAGCAACAAUCAGGUCACCUGCCACAAUUUAUCAGAGACUGGUCAAGCGAGACUAUACUGCGCAUGCGAGAUCUGGGCCGCUGAAGGUCAAUUUCCGGUCGGGAGAUCGUGAUUAUUUUGGAUAGUUUUCACUCAAAUGCAAGAAUCAUGCCAUCGCGCAGCACAGAGUGGCGGAGAAAGCUGAAACAGACAGAUCCUGAAGAGUACAAGAGAUAUCUGGAACAACAAAAAGUCCGCAACAAAAACGCACGUGAUAAACUGAAGGAAGAACUUAAAAAGAAGAGACCAGCCAAAAAACUUCUAGAAAAAAAAGAACAUCAAAAGGAACUGGGACGGGCUCGACAGAAAAAGUAUUGCAGUUUGAAUCACACAGAAUACUCAGAUAACAAGUCUUCUUCGAAGGGUUCGAAUGGCCGAUGUGCGAAAGCUCUAACUCGACAACAACAACAGUCAGUGAAGGAGCGAAACAAACAUUACAAACAAAAAGAAAGGAAAAAUUGGUCCGUCCAAAAACAAGUGUGGAUGAAAAAGAAAGACCGUGAAAGAAAACGAGAUAAACGUGAACAAGCCCGAGCUAGACGUGCCAAUUCUCAGCAAUCUGCACCUAGAAAUAUAACCACCAGUUCAGGGUACAAGACGAAAAAAACACAGUGGAAUGUGACAGCAAAAGCUAGGGCUUCUCUUCCAAAUGACCCCCUUCGGUAUGCUACUGUUGUGUCCAGCCUUGCAAGUAAGUGCUCUCCCCGUAAAAGGACAGCAUUGAAUGCGAUUGGAUGUACGACACCGCCAAUUCCAAGAAAAUACCGAAAACUGAAUGUUAGAUUGUUUUCGCCGCUAGCCACUGAAAAGGUCACUCCGGAAGUAAAGGGAGCUGUCAAGAUCCUUGCGAGAAAACUGAUAGGGAUCGCAAGUAAACGUGCUAUUGGUCGUGAAUUCAACAUUGAUAGGAGGUACAUCAAAAAGAAGAAGCCGAGGAAACUUGCCACUGAUGUUGCUAGUAUCCAGAAGUUCUACAAAAGAGAAGAUAUCAGCAGAGUCUUACCGAUGAAACGCUAUGCUACUAAAGCAGGACCAGCCUAUUUGCUACAGAUGUCAUUGAAAGCUGCUCAUUCCAAAUAUCAAGAGGAAUUUCAUGCCAAAUGUAGUUAUGCCAAGUUCGCUAGACUACGCCCCAAAAAUGUGAAGCUUCUCACAACGAAAUACAGAGAGUAUUGCGUUUGCAUAUAUUGCAUCAAUGUGCGUUUCAAGCUGUUAACAUUGUCGAGACAAGUCAAAGAACCAGGAAAGAAGCAUGCCAAUGAGACUGACCUGCUCAACAUCCUGCUGUGUCCUAAGCCUGAUACUGCCAGAUUCCACGGCAUAGAAUGCGUGAAAGGUGCUUGUAAGAAAUGCUGCAAUUUCAAGAAAACCCUGUUUUCUUAUUUCAACUUUUCUCAAGCUGAAUUGAGCAACCCUGUAGUCUGGAGUUCCUGGAGGAAAACUGAAUGCAAUGGGAAAACGAAACGCAUGCUGAUUAGCAAAACAGCCACCCUGGGUGAUCUGAUGAAGGAACUUGUAGAGGACGUCCUUUCACCCAUCAAGAACAAUACCUUUAUUCAGCACUUGUUCACUGCGCAUUGGCAAUAUUUCCAGUUUGCCUGCCUUAGAGACAGCCUGCCAAAGGGCUGGAUCUUGCAAGUCAUGGAUUUUGCCAAGAACCGAUCAACAUUCUAUGAAAACGAAAUAAAAGGAGCAUUCUAUUCCCCAUCACAGAUUACUAUGCAUCCAGUGGUAACCUUCUACAACAGUGCUGCAGGUACUGUGCGACAUUCAGUUAUCGUUUUCUCAGACGAUAAUCAGCAUGACUAUCAUGCUGUGGACCAUUUCACAAAGGAAGUUGACCAGUUGCUCAGGGAACACAUGGAAUUCCAGUCAGUUGUUGUCAAGUCAAUCUUUAGUGAUGGCUGCGCUGCACAAUACAAGAGCUCUGGACCACUCUGUGAUGUCUCUCUCAAAGGUCACAAGAUUGUACGAAACUACUUCGGAUCAGAACAUGGUAAAGCUGACGGCGACGGCGAAAUAGGGCUGGUAAACAGGGCACUUGAUCGGGCUAUAUGUGGUGUGGGGACGGUGAUUAGCAGCGCAUAUGAUGCAUACAGGUGGUGCACUGAACAUUUCCAGCUCAACAACACAUUGUCGAAACGGAGUUUCAUCUACGUUCCAAAAGGGGUCAUACCACGCUCGAGAAGUGUCACUGACGUCAAGACCAUUCCACAAACCAGAAAGAUCCACCAAGUAAGGAACAAUGUUGGCCGGCCAUUCAUACUUCACACAAGGGAGCUGUCCUGUUUCUGCUGUAAUUGCAAUACAAGUGUUGAGCUUGGGUCCUCUGCCAAGACAGCAAAAUGUACAAACAAGACUGUAGUUGGCUGUUACCAGGAGAAGAAGUUGCAGUUGAAGAAGCCUACAGCUCUGGUGGAUGAAGAAGAAGAUGAAGAGGAACUUCAAGAUAUUAUUGAUGGUUUGCUGAAUGGUGAGUUGCUGAAUGAUGAUGGAAAGUACGAUGAGGAGUCCGAGGGCGAGGGGAAUGGAGAGUAUUCCAAUGAGUCAGAGGUGGUGGAGAAUAGAGAGACCGCAGAGUCCGAGGUUGAGGAUGAUGGGCAGUUCAAAGAUGAGUCCGACUCUCACAGUGAGGUCAAUGAAAUUGAAAUUUCUGACUCAGUAUCUGCCAUAGAUGUAGCCCUGAUUACGCCUACACCAAUAGCAGACUAUUUCGCCGACCAAAUACAGAUGGUGGAUAGAAGAACAUUUUUCUCCAACCUGCAGCAACAUCUAGGAACACUGGACUAUGAAAACCUUCAGGACCUUGCUCCCCAACUGGUCGACAUGAUUGAAGCAAAGUAUCCACUUCGUCCCCUUCUACCCAACUGCGACAGCUGUUCCAUUGACAAGCCUUCGAUCUCCCUCUACAAUGGGCCGAGCACCCAUGUGCCUGUCGAGAUAUAUGGGGAUGGCAACUGUUUGCCACGGAGUGCCAGCAUGUUGAUCUUUGGUAAUCAACUGAGACAUGUUGAGAUACGUAUCAGGAUAGCUCUGGAAAUGGUGUCAUUUGAAAGCGUCUACUUGGAUAACGAAUUCCUACGCCAUGGGCUUACUGACACUAGCAUCGACAUCCUAAAGUGGUACUCAGUUCUGUCACCAUUCGUAAAGGAGACCAAUGUUCCACUGCAACUCUUUCGAAAAGAGGCCAAGGACUGUAUCGCCAAUGGCAAAUAUAUGGGUCCAUGGAAUAUGCAUGCCCUAGCCUCUGUCAUGAAGACAAGGAUUGUCUCUGUCUAUCCGACUUUAGGAGGCCCCAAGAUGGUUGCACUGCUAAGCAGAAGCGUUUAUCCAAGAAAUGAUCCAACUGAUGUUCAAAACUGUGCCUACAUCAUGUUCACCAAUGUUCAUGGUGAUGCGAACAAGAGCUUGUGGCAUCCAAACCAUUUCGUGGCAUGCCUUCCAAUUGGGAAGGAAGCACCUGUCCUGAUCAAUCAAAAAACUGUUUGGAAACAAACAACACGAAUGACAAAGACGUGGUUGGGUCAGUAAUGCAGGAAAUGUCGUUCACCAUGGGAGAGUACCUGCUAUGCCAAUACCAGAUGAAGAAAAACACUUUGCAGUAUGUUGGAGAGGUCACAGCUAUUUCUGAAGAAUCCCUUCCAUGUGUAGAAUUUCUGGAGAACACAAAAGAUCCUGUCUUGAAAAAAAGGAAGCAGAUACCUGAACGAGCUUUAGUGGACCAUAAAAACAUUAUUAAAAAACUUCAUGCGCCAGAAACAGUGUUUAGUGGCAGACAAGUUGUGUUGCUUUUUGAAGAACUUUUAAAAAGCUGUUAAAAUAGUUCAUUAUAUAAAUGUAAACAGCAUUUUUAUGCACUUAAAUGAUGACUUUAAUGAUGAAUAUGCCUUGUCUCUUAACUCUAUACCACCUGCAGACAUUUUUUUCUUGAAGUUGACAACUUAAAAAGGCUUUGUAAACACAUGAAAAAAAAACACGUGAUCUGCACACAA